AUGAGUUCCCGGAAUACGCAGCGACUGUGUCGCCUACCGUCUAACUCUUCCAACACCGACACAGAACAUAAUUCCAAAUCCAGAACUAUCAGAGUUACUCUGGGCAGAAAUAGGUUCAAAUCGUUCAAUCGCCAUCAAGAAAAUACCUACUCUCCAUGUCUCCGGGCCAAGAUAUUGGCCUAUUUGGCUUCGACCACACGACCCUUUCCUCUCUCCAUAAAAAACGCUGAUAAACCCAUGCACCAUCAAGAUAUUAAAGAUCUCUGCGAGCUCCUUAAUCUAUCAGGUGAGGAUCGCUGGUGGGAAAUCGACUUGGAUGAUGCAUAUUGUGAGAAAUGUGUUCAAGAGAAUGUGAGGCCGCCAGGUCGAAAAGGCAUAAUCGACAAUAUCCCCAUUCUCUCAAAUUUGACCAGACAGGUCCAUCGAUGUUUUUACGACGCGUCUAGUACCCCAGAGAAAUCCACGUCGCCAUACAUCGAAUGUCCGCACCAGACAAACUUCUCCCAAUUGAUGAGUGAGAUCAGCAUAGAAACACGCAGUCGUCUCUCCUGCUUACGAAUUACGGGCAACUUUCAAAACCCUUCUGAGGUUGCUUCCGCCAUCCACAAUCUUCUUCGUUUGUUCCCAAAUAUUCUCAACGCGGAGGUUCAUUUACCACUAGCUUCGCUUGCCUCUAUUUCUGAACCAGACAAAAUUGCAGCACAUCUCGGAACCUUAGAAAGUGCACUACCCAAGGGAGUCGCCCUCAAUUUUCAAAAUCUCUUAGAGCACUCUGAAUUUAUGCUGAAAUGGGUACAAGUCAAACGAAGGUGGUACGAAUUGAUACCAAACGAAACUGAAAUUGCACAGCUAAAUAAGAUCCGGAAUCUAUCAGACUCGGAGGAGAAAUUAAUGGGGAUUGGAUCUGAAAGUAUCAACUGGGCUCGCUUGAACAGGGGCAGGAGGUACACUUAG
Molecule: messenger RNA, 954 nt
Organism: Blumeria graminis f. sp. triticale
Lineage: Eukaryota; Fungi; Ascomycota; Leotiomycetes; Helotiales; Erysiphaceae
Source: the annotation of a GenBank genome assembly